UCAAGAGCAUCAGAGGGGAAGCAAACAAACAAGCAGUGUCACCAUCGUCUUUGGAGCUUAGAAGGCUACCGAGAGGUUGGAAGAGGAAGAACCCCACCCCGGGCAAGCGCAACUUGCAUGGCUACGGCGAGCACCUCAGGGCUUGGCAAGAAGAAAAAGAACCCAGGACUCAUGGAUUCUAUUAGCAAGAUCUUUGGAGGGGACAAAAAGAAAAGGAGCAAGGGGUCAUUCCGGGGUCACCUGGCCGCAUCACCCCAGCAGUCCUCUGCCCGCCGCAGGACCAAUGAAAAUGCUGUGGUCCAGUUCUUCCGCAACAUUGUUUCCUCGCCUCGUCCGAAAUCCAAGUGGAGGGAAGUCUUUGGCUUGGCUUCGUCACCACGUGCAGAGAGCACAAAGUCACCAGUCAGACGACGCAGGGAGCAAAGCACACUGUCCAGACUCUUCAACCUGGGAGAUACCAAGUCCCGCCCACCCCCUAAACGCUGGAGCACCAUCUUCUGAGGUCUUCUCUGAGACCCAAAGCAGGAAGUCAAAGCAGAUGGUGCGGCAUGAGGGGGAGCAACAUAAAUCGGGUUGCGGCAGACUCACAACCAUUGUGUGUUAACACCCUAACACUGGAUUUCUGUACCCACUCUCCACAGAUGGAGACGGUCUCGUCCAAGUGCUUAUUUAGCUUUCCAAGUCUUUAAAAAGUCUUGUUAAGCUUUGAAGAGCGUAUAUACCGUAUAUAUCUCACUGUAAAAAAAAAAAAAAAUCUCCCUGUUGAUUAUCAUAGUCUGAUGGUGCUAAUGUUUGUACAAGUUUUUCUACAUCCGUCUUGUGUUGUCUGUUUUUUUUUUUCGGUAUGAGCGAUCCUUUGUGUGCCUCACCGUGUUCUAUUAAAAAAAAACACACACACACUCAAAGGGUGUGCUUGUUAAAAUGUUCUUGAAACGUACACAGAAUUGUAACUGCUACACCUCAAUGAUUAAUCAUGUACAGGACAGUCAGAAAUGAAUCGAUCUGGUGAACAUGCCCUUUUUCAUUGCACUGUUGCCCACUAAUCAAAGCCCCACAAGUGAGUUGGUGGUAUGCAUGCUAUUUAUUACAUUUGAAGACGUAACGUUUUGUGUGGUUUGCGGGGGGAAAAAUAGAAAGGUUUGUUGAUCCGAUGGUCAGUUUGCAAGUGGCUCAAAGGUUUUAGGGGAAUUAAAAAAAAUGUUAAUGGUUUUAGAAAGGAUGUGUCAUUUUUUUAUUUAGUCUUCCUUGUGAAUAUUGUUGUCACUUCCAGAUGUGUGCUUAUUUUAAUGAGUCAAUGCCAAAGGGUGUUUUGGUGUUUUUAUUAGAAAUUAACACUUGUUGAUUUUGUCAUAUUUAUGAAGGCUUAAACUGCAGCCUAACAGAAAUAUAAACACUAAUUUAGUUUACUCUUUGCUAUGUUCAUUAAAUUGCAUUAUUAUAUUAAAAGUCCUUGAGUCUAA
Messenger RNA from Hippocampus comes (tiger tail seahorse), 1460 nucleotides. RefSeq names its product myelin basic protein-like. The transcript has 6 exons. Gene Ontology annotation, molecular function: structural constituent of myelin sheath. The coding region runs from base 118 to 501 and encodes 127 amino acids. NCBI's taxonomy places the organism in Eukaryota, Metazoa, Chordata, Actinopteri, Syngnathiformes, Syngnathidae. The record is from RefSeq and is a predicted model, not a curated record.